Messenger RNA from Apaloderma vittatum (bar-tailed trogon), 787 nucleotides. Its product is annotated as E3 ubiquitin-protein ligase listerin-like. Lineage: Eukaryota; Metazoa; Chordata; Aves; Trogoniformes; Trogonidae. The record is from RefSeq and is a predicted model, not a curated record. Gene Ontology annotation, biological process: ribosome-associated ubiquitin-dependent protein catabolic process; rescue of stalled cytosolic ribosome. Gene Ontology annotation, molecular function: zinc ion binding; ubiquitin protein ligase activity; ribosomal large subunit binding. The annotation marks the transcript as partial. Gene Ontology annotation, cellular component: RQC complex; cytosol. The transcript has 3 exons.
GUAAAAGCUCGGUCUGCAGCACGGGAAGUCAUUGCCACCUAUUCAGUUGAUGAUAUCUUUAUUGAACUAAUCAUACAGCUUCCAUCAAACUACCCCCUGGGAUCCAUAACAGUUGAGAGUGGAAAGAGGGUUGGUGUGGCGGGACAGCAGUGGCGCAACUGGAUGCUACAAUUAAGCACGUAUCUUACACAUCAGAAUGGGAGUAUUAUGGAAGGCUUAUCUCUGUGGAAAAAUAACGUGGAUAAACGUUUUGAGGGCGUUGAAGAUUGCAUGAUCUGCUUUUCAGUCAUUCAUGGAUCCAACUAUUCUCUUCCCAAAAAAGCUUGCAGAACAUGCAAGAAAAAGUUUCACUCGGCUUGCCUGUACAAGUGGUUCACAUCCAGCAACAAAUCCACCUGUCCACUCUGUCGAGAGACCUUUUUCUGAAGUAAAACGGUCGACGCUUCUGCUUUCUGUGAGCUAAGUAAUAAAUGAAGAGGUGGCAAUAAACCGUAUGUUGAAAGAAGCUAACUCUUUGCAAAUAUUGUCAGUCACUUUAAACUCUUGAGUAGUGGGCUAUGACACAUUUACCUCUGGACUGUUUUUUUCUAACUUUGAAGAUUGUUUGAUAUAAAGAAAUAUAUAAGAAUAAUUUAUUUUAAUUUGUAUAUUUUUAAGAUAUUGAGAUAUAUUAAAAUUUCAAAAAUAAUGCAGUUGUGUCUGAAAAGUGCUGUUUAAGCUACAGCAUAGUCAAUUAAAACCUCCUAUUUUAGGUAUAUUCUAACAUGGUGUUACGCACUUAACCCAG